Molecule: messenger RNA, 474 nt
Organism: Colletotrichum costaricense
Lineage: Eukaryota; Fungi; Ascomycota; Sordariomycetes; Glomerellales; Glomerellaceae
Exons: 1
Coding region: 1-474 (157 amino acids)
Source: RefSeq, a predicted model, not a curated record
AUGGUGAGAAGCGAUAUCGCACAAGCAGGCCAAGGGCGUUACGGAGCCGGGCUGGAUGACUGCAGAACGGUAGAACGAGGGCGAGGGCGAAAUGGACAAGCUACCUUAAGCGCUGCCUUGGACCAUGGCUCUCGGUUGCGUGCGGUACAGAGCAGGAAAGUCGAAACGAGAAGCUGUGGUGACAGAGGGGAAGCUUUCGCCAAGCAGGGAAAGCGACUUCCUAAGCAGGUGCUCCAACAGCAACGCAAACGAGCCGCUCCAAAAUGCGCGGCUGGUGUGGUUAUCCGAAUUCCAAGAAGGACGGAGGAGUUCAGAGAAGAAUGGACGGCGAUGUGCGGAGUUGCGGUGCCGUGGUGGUCGAGUCGGAGGUUAUCGGCGCUGGUGUCAUCCGCUCAAUGGUUGUUGAGCCUCGUGAUCGUCGACAAGUACCCUUCCGUCAUCGAGUCACCUGGGUGGGCCAACAGAAUGGACUGA